AUGCCUAUGAUCCAGCAGCCCGCGAACCAAAUCAAAUUGACAAAUGUCUCCCUUGUAAGGUACAAAAAGGGGAAGAAGCGCUUCGAACUGGCCUGCUACAAAAACAAACUCCUCGAAUAUCGCUCAGGAACCGAGACUGAUCUCGACAAUGUCCUCCAAGUCCCCACCAUCUUUCUCAAUGCUUCCAAAGGCGAGACUGCUCCGAAUGCCGAACUCUUGAAGGCAUGGCCCCACCCUCUCAAGCCGGAUGCCAUCAUCGAGGAAAUUCUGAAAAAGGGUGAGAUUCAAGUCAACGCCAACGAACGCAAAGAACUCCUUGAUCGGAUGGAAAGGGAGAUUGUCGAAGAAAUCGCCCAGAGACUUGUUGACCCCCAAACCAAACGAGUAUAUACCACCGGCAUGAUCAAGAAGGGCCUCGAUGUCUUAUCCAAACAGGGUCCUGUACUCCCCAAGGGAUCCAGCGAAACAAGUGGCCAGGCAACUCCUAUGACCGAUACUGAUGUCGAAUCAACUGGGACCCCAAAAGGCAAGAAGAGCGAUACUCCCAUGUGGACCGGUGUCGUUACAACAAAAUCUGUCAAGCAGCAGGCACUCGAUGCUAUCCGCGCCUUGAUCACCUGGCAACCCAUACCCGUCAUGCGUGCCAGGAUGAGACUACGUAUCACUUGCCCCACGAACAUCGCCAAGCAAGUCCCAAAAUCCAGGAUAGCCGGUGCUGGGGACGACCCCGAGGUUGAUCAGGGCAAAGGCACCAUCAAAGAUCGGAUUCUUUCUUUCGUUGAGCAAAUCGAAAGUCAGGAUGUUUUGGGUGAGGAAUGGGAAGUCGUUGGUUUCGUCGAACCAGGCGCCUUCAAGGCCUUGGGAGAAUUCUGUUCUGCUGAAACCAAAGGUCGAGGAAGACUCGAGGUACUGGACAUGGCAGUUACACACACUGAUGAUUGA
Messenger RNA from Exophiala aquamarina CBS 119918, 942 nucleotides. RefSeq lists its product as uncharacterized. Gene Ontology annotation, biological process: ribosome biogenesis. Lineage: Eukaryota; Fungi; Ascomycota; Eurotiomycetes; Chaetothyriales; Herpotrichiellaceae. The record is from RefSeq and is a predicted model, not a curated record. The transcript is spliced from 4 exons. The coding region runs from base 1 to 942 and encodes 313 amino acids.